Molecule: messenger RNA, 441 nt
Organism: Postia placenta MAD-698-R-SB12
Lineage: Eukaryota; Fungi; Basidiomycota; Agaricomycetes; Polyporales; Adustoporiaceae
Exons: 2
Coding region: 15-317 (100 amino acids)
Source: RefSeq, a predicted model, not a curated record
CGCCACGGCGCGGCAUGCUAACGAUGACCGCCGUCGUUAUCUGUCAUAGUGAAACCGGCAGCAGCGGCAGCCCUUGGCGAAUGCUGAUGCAGUCGUUUGCCUGCCAUUCGGUCAUGGUCGCACACAGGAGAGUUUUAACCGCAACGAGGACAACAUAUCCGUUCCUUCCCCGCCAGAAUGUACAUCUCCGCCGCUCCCGCCCACGCGCGUGGAUGCGCGUGUUGCAGGGUCCGCGUCUUCCAUACCGUCGAACCCAUUGCGAUACGCAAUAUGGAGCGCUGUCUGGCACCCACGAUGCCCGCAAGGAUGAGAAAUGACGUCGUCAAGGGUUGAUGGAAAAGUGAGUGAUACCCGGCUAUCGGGUAUCUCGCUAUGGUCUCCCAUUACCAAACCAUUGUCAAAAUAUUUGAAUUUGCGCCAGAAUACAAGAUGUCAAAUGUC